This is a messenger RNA of Thunnus maccoyii (southern bluefin tuna), 2051 nucleotides long. RefSeq names its product required for meiotic nuclear division 1 homolog (gene rmnd1). Bases 175 to 1464 code for a protein of 429 amino acids. Lineage: Eukaryota; Metazoa; Chordata; Actinopteri; Scombriformes; Scombridae. The transcript is spliced from 12 exons. Gene Ontology annotation, biological process: positive regulation of mitochondrial translation. The record is from RefSeq and is a predicted model, not a curated record.
UGUCAUCAUCCCAAACAGGAAACAGUAACACACCUCCUUGGACUGUCAUGCAGGUGGUCAUGUAGCCACAGUUACUUAUAUUUUAACCCUGGUUGUCUUUUUUUGACGACUGGAGUCAUUUCACCAUCUGCUUGUUUUAAAUCGCUGCUUGGUACAUUUACAGUCUGUGGGAAGAUGCUUCUGCGGACGCUGUGGACCAGACUGGGAGCUCAGCGGCCAGUGGAGAGGAACCCAGUCUGCAUCCUUGCCUCCUCCUGUCUCUCCCAGUCUAUACAACCACACCAGUAUGAACCCAAACCCAGGGCACACUCAAACUGGUCUGGCGCAGGAACCUCUCCAAGGACGUGUUAUUUAAAUACUCUUCAUCAACAGCAGAAAAACAUACAGCAUGCUCUUCCUGCGUUAGGCGGAUCUAAGAGUCUAAGCAGCACCUUGUUCAUUGACUCUGGGAUACUGACAAAAUGUAGAAGUGGACAGAAGCGUCUGUAUACUUCAGAUCUUGUGAAGCCAGUAUUAAAAUCAAGUUUAAAACCAGCCACGGUGCCCGGGAAGAGGGUUCCCAAAGGACCAAGAACAAAACAACCUUCCAGAGCCAAUCAGCCUUCCAUGGAUGAGGACAAGGAUAUGAUGCAAUGUAUUGCCUUUGCAACAGCAGAUCAGUAUCACUUGCCAACACUUUGCCAUGACUUGAUAGGCCACGGCUUCCAUGAGAUAGCUUUGCCAAGAGAUGCCUCAAACAUCUUGGUGAUAAGCACAGAAAUGGCUGCAAAACCAGAUGACAAUGCUCUAAUGUUCUUCUUCAGGGAAGGAUCUGUAGUUUUCUGGAAUGUUGAGGAGAAAAUGAUGAAAAAGGUGUUGAGAAUAUUGGAACAUCAUGAGAUUCAACCUUAUGAAGUAGCGUUAGUCCACUGGGAAAACGAAGAGAUCAACUACGCUGUUGCAGAGGGAAAUACAAAGCUUGAGCGUGGCAACUUUAUUUUGAGUGACAAGAUGGAUGAACAUGAAGCUGUUUUGGAGAAAUUUGCUUUUUCAAACGCAUUAAGUUUGUCAGUGAAGCUGGCAAUAUGGGAAGUGUCAUUAGACAACUUUGUAGAGUCAAUUCAAUCAAUUCCAGAGACACUGAAGUCAGGCAAAAGAGUCAAGUUGUCCUCGGCAGAAGUUAUGCGGAAGAUAGGAGAGCUUUUCACGUUAAGACACUGUAUCAACCUGAGGUCUGACCUUCUCAUCACACCUGAUUUUUACUGGGACCGAGAAAACCUGGAAAAACUCUAUGACAAGACCUGCCAGUUUCUCAGCAUCAACCGCAGGGUCAAUGUCAUGAACGAGAAGCUUGAACAUUGCACACAGUUGACAGACCUGAUGAGGAGUCACCUGAGUGAGAAGCACAGCCUGAGGUUGGAGUGGAUGAUAGUCAUCCUCAUUACUAUUGAAGUAAUGUUUGAACUUGCACGGAUGAUCUUCUAAGCUGCUCCUCGAGCAAUGCACAAAUCCAAAAACUACAGUAAAAAAAACUGCAAAAGAAGAAUGCUGCACUAUACAGAGGUACUCUGUUAGAUAUAUGUUAUUAUAUGUUUUCUGGAACUGAAAUCAUCAAGCGGACCUAAACACUUUUGAAUGUCUUAUUGUCCAUGUAGAGUAUACUGUCUACCUUUCAACAACAUACAGUUUAACACAUUUUUUUUCCACCAUUUCUUUACUUUUAUGCUAAACAUCAUUGGGACUUUUGAACUGUUGGCAUCAGCUGACACAGUAAUGUUAUUUUGAGUCUUGUUUGCUGAAUUUAUGUGCUUAAGAAAUUUCAUUUCAUUUUUACAUCAUGUGCAAAAGUCUAUGAAUCUUGUUUUGUAUGAAAGAUGCUGUUUUUAAAGGACUUAUUUAGAGUCUGAGGGCUGCAACAUGUGGCAUCAUUGUCGUAAUUGAACACAAGCAGUAGAAAAAGAAAACAAGGCGGGAAUAUAUACAAACUCAUCAAGUCCAUGAACUCCCAACUGUGAGUGCUGUGUUGUAGAGGAUGCAAUAAAGUAUUGGUGUUUGAAAUGUUUGCUGGUUAU